This is a messenger RNA of Kuraishia capsulata CBS 1993, 1989 nucleotides long. RefSeq lists its product as uncharacterized. Bases 1 to 1989 code for a protein of 662 amino acids. The transcript has a single exon. Lineage: Eukaryota; Fungi; Ascomycota; Pichiomycetes; Pichiales; Pichiaceae. The record is from RefSeq and is a predicted model, not a curated record. Gene Ontology annotation, biological process: intracellular signal transduction; peptidyl-serine phosphorylation. Gene Ontology annotation, molecular function: ATP binding; protein serine/threonine kinase activity.
AUGUAUACACCUUACGAUAAACAAGGGUACUACAAUAACAACAACAACAGCAACAGCUUCCAACAACAACAGCAACAGCAGCAAUAUCAAUACUCUCAGCAACAGCAACAACAGCAGCAAUAUCAAUACCAGCAGUAUCAGAAUGGAUCCUCAUAUAACCAAGGAAACAAUAAUGGCGGUUUAUAUAACAUGAAACAACAGCGUUCUCAGACAGAUCUGUCUCAGCAACAACAGCAUCAGGAGUUCAUUCCAACGUCGGCAUUCCAAAACAUUCCGUCAAUGCCUCCUCCGUCGAAUUACUUCACCAAUGGAGGUUCGCCAUAUAUGAAUAACAACAACUCGUCUGGAUAUCUAGCUCAACCACCGGCAAGUCCAUCUCGCAGUAUCAGAUCCAACCUUGCUUCCGUCAAAUCGGAUACUUCUAGCUCGCACUCUCCAACGAGGCAACCACAUGGUCUUCCAUAUUCUAACUCGGGUGCAAAUGGAUCCAAUCCAGCUCUGGUUGGAUUCAAAAAGAACAUUGAGCAACCAAUCAAACCAAAUGCCCACCAAGCCAACUACGUCUACUUCGACAGGCAUCCGGAAUACUUCUCGAAGGCGUCUCAAGACAAAACUUCAGGAAUCAAGCUCAAGCUGGAACAUUAUUAUAAGACCAGCAUCGAGUAUGCCAUUGAAAGAAAUCAAAGACGGUUGAAUUUUGAGCAGAAACUGCACGAGGAAAGUUCAUCCGAACGCAAAAAUCGUGAAUUGCAGCUUUUUGGAAGGAACGAAUCGCAAUUCUUGAGACUGCGCAGAACUAGAUUGGCUUUGGAGGAUUUCCACACUGUCAAAGUGAUUGGUAAGGGUGCUUUUGGUGAAGUCAGGCUGGUCCAGAAAAAAGAUACCGGGAAGAUCUACGCCAUGAAGACGCUUCUCAAGUCUGAAAUGUACAAGAUGGACCAAUUGGCCCAUGUCAAGGCUGAGAGAGAUGUUUUGGCAGAUUCCAACUCUCCUUGGGUUGUGUCUCUUUUCUACUCGUUCCAGGAUCCCCUCUAUCUAUAUCUGAUCAUGGAAUUUCUACCAGGUGGUGAUCUCAUGACGAUGUUGAUCAAGUGGCAGAUUUUCACCGAGGACGUUACAAGAUUUUACAUAGCAGAAUGCGUGUUGGCCAUUGAGGCAAUUCAUAAGCUGGGCUUCAUCCAUAGAGACAUCAAGCCGGACAACAUUCUGAUUGAUAUCCGUGGACACAUCAAGCUGUCGGAUUUUGGUUUAUCCACAGGUUUUCACAAGACCCAUGAUUCAAACUACUAUAGAAAGCUGCUGGAUCAAGCACCAGCAACCCACCAGAAUGGGCCCCCAAGAAACUCGGUCAUGGUGGAUGCCAUCCAUCUUACUAUGUCCAAUAGACAGCAAAUGCAAACCUGGAGAAAGUCCAGGAGACUUAUGGCCUAUUCAACUGUUGGUACUCCCGAUUAUAUUGCUCCGGAGAUCUUUGUAAACCAAGGUUAUGGGCAAGAAUGUGAUUGGUGGUCUCUGGGAGCCAUCAUGUUUGAGUGUUUGGUAGGUUGGCCUCCAUUCUGUUCGGAAACUCCACAUGACACGUACAAAAAAAUUAUCAACUGGCAAGAAACUCUGGAGUUCCCAGACGAUAUUCACUUAUCUCCAGAGUCGGAAGACUUGAUCAGGAGGCUCUUGACUUCGUCAGAAAACAGACUUGGCCGUCAUGGAGGAGCAGAAGAAAUCAAGGGACAUCCCUUUUUCCGUGGUGUUAACUGGGAUGAGAUCAGACAUGUUGAAGCUCCUUUCAUACCAAAGCUGAAGUCUAUUACAGACACUAGGUUCUUCCCAUGUGAUGACUUGGAAAACAUUCCGGACUCGCCUGCACUGGCCCAAGCUGCUCAACAGCGUGAGAAGCUGAAGCAAAAUGGAGACGAUAGCAAAGAGGAUCUCCCAUUCAUAGGGUACACAUACAGUAGGUUUGAGUAUCUGACGAGAAAGAAUGCGUUAUAA